Messenger RNA from Panthera uncia (snow leopard), 2179 nucleotides. RefSeq names its product beta 3-glucosyltransferase (gene B3GLCT). The transcript is spliced from 15 exons. Lineage: Eukaryota; Metazoa; Chordata; Mammalia; Carnivora; Felidae. Gene Ontology annotation, cellular component: membrane. Gene Ontology annotation, molecular function: acetylglucosaminyltransferase activity. The coding region runs from base 352 to 1854 and encodes 500 amino acids. The record is from RefSeq and is a predicted model, not a curated record.
GGGGUCCAGGUAAGGGAGAAGAGGGAGAAAAGGAGGGGAGACUAACGGCCGGACGGAGCAGAAGCUAGGGUCGCUGCGGAGGUGCAGCCACCUCUACCCACACCGCGUGGCGGGACCCCGGGCACAGCCGCGGGCCAGGCAGGCGCUGGAACGGGCACGGGGACGCUCCCCAAGCCGGCCGCCAGAGGGCGCGACCGGAGCCGGCGCGGCGGAGCCCGAGGAGGGAGGAGGGGAGCCGGCGGAGAAGGGUCAGCCGCGGCGGCAGGGGCGGCAGCGGUAGCGGCGCAGCUCCGCUCCCCGCGCGUCUCCCGUCCCCGCGCUCCAGCAGGGCGCACGGUCCCCGCCGCCGGGAUGCUGCCGCCCGCCGGCCGCGGCCGCCGCCGCCUCGCACUCCCGGCGCUGCUCUCGCUCCUCACCUGCUCCCUGGCUUUUGCUUUGGUUUCUGAAGAUACAAAGAAAGAGGUCAAGCAAUCUAAGAAUUUGGAGAAAGGUGGUAUCUCAAGGAAGAGUGACGUAGAUUUAAAAGGAAUUGUAUUUGUCAUCCAGAGUCAAAGUAAUUCUUUUCAUGCAAAGAGAGCAGAACAGUUAAAACAAAGCAUCUUAAAGCAAGCGGCAAAUCUUACACAGGAACUCCCAAGAGUCCUCCUUCUUCAUCAGAUGUCUAAGCAGGAGGGUGCAUGGACCAUACUUCCGUUGUUACCACACUUUUCUGUAACGUAUAGCAGAAAUUCAUCAUGGAUUUUCUUCUGUGAAGAAGAGACAAGAAUACAAAUUCCAGAACUCUUAGAAACACUCAGAAGAUAUGACCCAUCCAAGGAAUGGUUUUUAGGAAAAGCAUUACAUGAUGAAGAAUCUACAAUAAUUCACCAUUAUGCCUUUUCUGAAAAUCCUACCGUUUUUAAAUAUCCAGACUUCGCUGCUGGCUGGGCUCUUAGUAUUCCACUUGUAAACAAGCUUACCAAGAGGUUAAGGAGUGAAUCCCUGAAAUCUGACUUCACGAUAGAUUUAAAACAUGAGAUUGCCCUCUACAUCUGGGACAAAGGGGAUGGGCGUCCCCUCACUUCAGUGCCCGAGUUUUGUACAGAUGCUGUGAAUGCCUACUGUGCUACCACGUUCCAUUCUUUCCUACCACUUUGUGGACAUCCAGUGAAGAAAGAGGAUAUAUUUUUCGCAGUAAAAACAUGCAAGAAAUUUCAUGGUGAUAGAAUCCCCAUUGUAAAGCAGACCUGGGCAGGACAGGCAAGUCUCAUUGAAUACUACAGUGAUCACGCAGAAAGUUCUAUUCCUACGGUAGAUCUGGGGAUUCCUAAUACAGAUAGAGGUCAUUGUGGAAAGACAUUUGCCAUUUUGGAAAGAUUUUUGAAUCACAGCCAUGACAAAAUAGCAUGGUUAGUCAUUGUGGAUGAUGACACAUUAAUAAGCAUCUCCAGGCUCCAGCACUUGCUUAGCUGUUACGACUCCAGCGAACCGCUGUUUCUGGGAGAGCGUUACGGCUACGGCCUGGGCACUGGAGGCUACAGCUACGUCACGGGAGGAGGAGGAAUGGUCUUCAGCAGAGAAGCAAUCAGGAGACUUCUCGCCAGUAAGUGUCGCUGCUACAGCAAUGAUGCCCCCGAUGAUAUGGUCCUGGGAAUGUGCUUUAGUGGGUUGGGAAUCCCUGUGACACACAGCCCUCUCUUCCAUCAGGCCCGGCCCGUGGAUUAUCCUAGGGACUACCUUUCUCACCAAAUUCCCAUAUCUUUUCAUAAACACUGGAACAUCGAUCCGGUAAAGGUAUAUUUCACGUGGUUGGCACCCAGUGAGGAAGACAAAGCCAGGCAGGAGACACAGAAAGGCUUUAAGGAAGAGUUAUAAAGCGUGCUGGCCUAUGAGCACAGUUUGGUUACGAGACCGGAGUGGAGGCUGGCAUCGUCCUGCGAGCUGUGACCACAUUGCUUCCAUGUGCCACAUGGCAUUGGGAGACUCUGACUUUAGGUGGAAAUUAUGUAUAUGGUAUUUUUUGAAGGGGGGGGGAGGAAACAGAGUCGUAGGGGAAACAGAUUUUUUUUUUUCUGGGAAAAAUCACUUGCUUUUUGCAUUAUGCGGUUAUUGUAAUAUACAGUGAUUACUGUGUAUUUUUCAAGCUGUGAUACAGCAGCUUUAUUACUGUCACAGAAAAAUAAAUGGUACCAGAAGUCUC